AUGUCAGUACCUGAGAUGAACAUCGCAGCCAUAGUGCCCAGCUGGAAUGGCAUGAUCUUGAAACCUCACUUCCACAAGGACUGGCAGCGGCACAUUCCACGUGGUUUAACUAGCUGGCCCAGAAGAUCCUCAGAUGUUAAGGCUCAGCAAGCCAAGGUGCACCACAUCGUCCCGUGCCCCGCAUCUCAGGGGCCCAUUCAGCCCAUGUGCUCUGCCCCCGCAGUUCGGUACCACACAAAGGUAUGCACCGGCCGUGGCUUCAGCCUGAAGGAGCUCAGGGUGGCAGGCAUUCACAAGAAGGUGGCCCGGACCGUUGGCAUUUCUGUGGAUCCGGGAUCCACCGAGUCCACUGAGUUCCUGAAGGCCAAUAUGCAGCAGCUGAAGGAGGACGGCUCCGAACUCAUCCUCUUCCCUAGGAAGCCCUCAGCCCCCACAGAAGGCAGACAGUCUUCUGAAGAGCUGAAACUGGCCACCGAGCUGACAGGACCCGUCACGCCCGUCUGGAAUGUCUGUAAGAAGGAGAAAGCUGGAGUCAUCACUGAGGAGGAGAAGAGUUUCAAAGCCUUCGCUAGUCUCCACAUGGCCAGUGCCAACGCCUGGCUACUCAGCAUCCAAGCAAAAAGAGCCAAGGAAGCUGUAGAACAGGAUGUUGAAAAGAAAAAAAUAAAGCCCUCUUGGGGACAUGCAAUAAAUCAGCAGUCAUCUCCUGCCAAGCCCUGCCCGAGUCGACACCAGAAUCCAGUUAGCGGAUUUCCAGCAUCACAGAACCAGCCUCGAGGCAGGCCCCUCGGCAGCGCCAACCUGAGGAGACUAACACCCGGCUUUAGGGUCUGCGCCUGCGCUGUGGAGCCCUUCCCCCCCCAGCGGCUUUCCAUAUGUGGGGGUCAAUGGGGCAGCCUUCCUCCAUGUAAUCCAGGCAUCCCCAAACCAUGGUCCGCGGGCUGCAUGCAGCCCCCGAGGCCAUUUAUCCGGCCCCCUGCCGCACUUCAGGAAGGGGCACCUCUUUUAUUGGUGGUCAGUGAGAGGAGCACACCACACCUUCCCUCUAUCGGCGCCGAGCAGGUGGCCAGGCCCUCGGGACCUUGCGCCCACGCAGCCCAGUGGCACGGCCAGCUCGUGCGUCACGUGACGCGGGUCAGCUGCGCCGCCGGGACCUCCAGGCACCGGGGCGGCGACCGCCCAGCGCGUGGUCUCGGGAUCUCAUCUUUCCGCGCCCCUCCCCCCACGAUUCCGGAAAAGGGGGAGGCCGGUGACGUCAUCAUCCGGGUUCUUGUCGGCGGGGCCACGGUUCACAAUGGAACAAAAACAGCGGCUCCAGUCAAACUAUGA
Saimiri boliviensis boliviensis (Bolivian squirrel monkey) is the source of this 1329-nucleotide messenger RNA. The record is from RefSeq and is a predicted model, not a curated record. Lineage: Eukaryota; Metazoa; Chordata; Mammalia; Primates; Cebidae.